CUUCUAAUUCCCCCACCAGCCCCCAUGCGGCCCUGGUGAUCAGUUCCUUCUGGAUAUGGCCUCAAGUUUUACAUCUCCAGUGCUGGUGCAGGAACCCGUCGCCGCCACCAUCACUGACCUGACUGCCGAAGCCUCCCCCGACAGCGCGUAUAGUACGAGACGAGCAAGCCUCAACGCAUCCAUAGUGCCCAAGAUGGAAGACGACGAUGGGGAGCACUGGGAGACGUCGUCGCUAGUUGAGGAGAUCCUCGACGAGGUCGACGCUUUCGAUUACUGCGGAAAGGAUUGCUGCACAGCUCAAGAAGCGCGCGACUACCGCCAUAAACUGCAUGAUAUGGGCGCCGGGCCAUUUGUCUUCGAGUACAUCACCAAGGGCCAGAUCACGGCGAAGAAGCUAUGCACUGCCUUCGGUGUUCGCAUACCCAAGUUUCUGGAAGGACUGCCCGAUCCCAGUUACUACCAGCUGCUCGGCCAUGCGAUUAGCAGGGAGCUGAACAAGCGGCGUCGUCUCUCGCAGUAUAAGGAUAUUGACGAUGCUGCGCGCCUGCUACGGGAGAAGAAGAAUAUACUAGUAAUAACUGGCGCCGGGAUCUCCACUAGCCUCGGCAUUCCCGAUUUCCGAUCGAAAAACACCGGGUUCUACUCCAAGCUAAAAGAGAUGGGAUACGACGAGCCGGAGCAAGUAUUCGACAUCAAGAACUUCGACGAAGACCCAACCGUCUUCUACAAUCUUGCUGGAGACAUUCUUCCUGAUCUGGAAAAAUGGACCCCAACCCACGAAUUCAUCCGACUACUCCAGGACAGGGGCCAACUUCUCACGAACUACACCCAAAACAUCGACAACGUGGAAAGCCACGCCGGAAUCCGUAGGGACAAGCUGAUCCAAUGCCACGGCUCGUGGGCGACCGCGACGUGCCGGAAGUGUCAGUUCAAGAUCCCGGGUGAAGAGAUCUUCGACGAAAUCAAAUCCCACACGGUCGCGUAUUGCGAGCGAUGCAAAGAGCGACUGCGGCAGGACGAUCUCAAAGUCCCGCGCCCGGGCAUGAAGCGGAAGCGGAGCUCGAAUGGCACGAAGGGUAAGCGAAAGCCGGCUGGUGCAGACGACGACGACGAUUCCGAUGGGGCGUAUGAUAUUCCCCAGCCUGGGGUCAUGAAGCCUGACAUCACGUUCUUCGGCGAAGGCCUCCCCCAAGAAUUCUUCGACCGCCUCCGCGAGCAAGAUAGAGACAGAGCCGACCUCGUCAUCGUAAUCGGUACGAGCAUGAAGGUCGCGCCUGUCUCCGAGAUUCCGCAGAUCAUCCCACCAGACGUGCCUCAGAUCUACAUCUCACGUGAUCCUAUUCACCACAUCAACUUCGACAUCAACCUCCUCGGCGACUGCGACGCUGUAGUCGGCGAGCUCUGCCGCCGCGCCGGGUGGACCCUGCACCACAAGAUGCUGGAUAAAGACCAGAAAGUUGACGUCCAGCCGGUGGAGGACUUCGAGCAGACGUUCUCGGUUAGAGUGAGGCAUUGAGAUGCAGCUGCUAGGUGCUGGGAGCCUGUUCUCUUCUUCUGUUUCCUGGUGUCGGCGGCCGGUGGCGUUAAUGCGUUCGAGCAUACCAGGUGUUCUUUUGGACGGUGCACUGCAUUUGCAUUGGGAAAUCGAUCAUGACGGGGGUUCUGUUGGUGGUUGGUGGUGGGCAAGGGGGCUUCGGUAUUGGGGAGUUCAGCCUUUCAGGGGUCUUAUGGGAUGCUUGUUCAGUUGGGCCUGGCUAGAGCCAGUUCGUGUAGGCCGAGGCUGUGGAUGGAGUUCAGGCGAGCGAGCGAGCAAGCCCUUUCAAGGGGCGUUAUGACUUGUGCGAUAGAGACAAGGGCGCGGCUCGAAGGGGG
This is a messenger RNA of Mytilinidion resinicola, 1872 nucleotides long. Its product is annotated as SIR2-domain-containing protein. NCBI's taxonomy places the organism in Eukaryota, Fungi, Ascomycota, Dothideomycetes, Mytilinidiales, Mytilinidiaceae. The transcript has 6 exons. The record is from RefSeq and is a predicted model, not a curated record. Bases 56 to 1516 code for a protein of 486 amino acids. Gene Ontology annotation, molecular function: NAD+ binding.